Astyanax mexicanus (Mexican tetra) is the source of this 7136-nucleotide messenger RNA. It is a transcript of the gene garre1, whose product is annotated as granule associated Rac and RHOG effector 1. Gene Ontology annotation, molecular function: CCR4-NOT complex binding. Gene Ontology annotation, biological process: Rac protein signal transduction. Bases 1299 to 4637 code for a protein of 1112 amino acids. Lineage: Eukaryota; Metazoa; Chordata; Actinopteri; Characiformes; Acestrorhamphidae. The record is from RefSeq and is a predicted model, not a curated record. The transcript has 15 exons.
GUGUGUGUGUGUGUGUGUGUGUGUUUGUGUGUGUGUGUGUGUGUGUGUGUGUGAGAGAGAGAGAGAGAGAGAGAGAGAGAGAGAGAGAGAGAGAGAGGGUGUGGGUCUCACAGCUGGUGAGUGAUGUGAUCAGCAGCAGCUCCGCACUAGCGCUGCUUUUAACGGACUGAUAGCCGGACAGCGGGGAUUACUGGCCGGUCACCGGGGGCACCGCGGCCCGCCUCGCCCCGCGCGGAUGAACAGGGUUGCAGCAGGUCUAGAGCCUACCUGGAAUCAUUGGGUACAAGGCAGGAACAAUCCCUGGACAGGGGUAGCACCAGUCUGUUACAUAUAGAAGUGACCGCGAGGCCUUACAGACGCUCCACGCUUUUGUGUCGCUCUGGACGGCGAUCUCGGAGGGUCCAGAACCCGCGGACACUUGUUUUCAUUAGUGAGUAAUAACUACCUCAGGCGCUCCGGGGAGGAACUCGGGAACGGGGGUCCGGAGCCGGUUUCCCAGCAGCCGAACUUUAUCUUAUCGAGCCGCUCCUCUCACUGUUCUCUCUGUCCCUCUGUGUCUCUUCACUCCCGGCUCGCUCUGACAGACCGGAUCUGUCAGCCCAGUGGACGACAGCGCCAGCCUGCUAGCGUUCAGUCUGUGCCAAGGCACCAUUGUCCUGUACAUUCGUUUUCUUUUUUCUUCCCCCUCGGCUUCUUACUGUUGACCAGUGGCUCGCAUACACAAAUCAUAUUGUAUUUUUUUUCUGACAGCUUUUUAAGAUUUUUCUAUUUUUUAUUAGAAGUAUAGGAUUAUAUUAAGAGACAACACAUCAGAUAUACUAUAACAAGAAGGAUUUCUGUGCUUCUGUUUGAAGGAUACAUGCACUUUUGGAAAUUGUCUGCAACAAAUCAAGGUGUGAAUUGGAUUGCAGCCCUUUAUUUUUAAGCUACUUGUGAACUGAAGCGAAUUGAGGAGGAAUCCUGUUGUUUUUUUCUUGUGGGAUUUUUCAUUAAUUGUUUUGCUUAGGUGGGGAAAAAAAACAACAAAAUAAAAUUAGAACAGGUCUGUCCCAUUGACACGCCCCUGUGUCCACAUUUUUCACCUGCUCUCUGCGACGGCUUCAAAGUACGGUCAUGACUCUCUGGCUCAUGGAAGCUUUAAGCUACCAAUUUACUUGAUUUCCUAAAGUCAAAGCUUGCUUUGUUGGGAAAAGAGGAGCUGUUUGGCGUUUUUUGCAGAAGUCAGUAAGGUUGGACGAAGCAGCCCUCGUCUAGCCUGUGGCCGGAAAAAAGGCGCUUCCCGGGCUUGUCCGACACCUAUGUAUUGUUGCAGCGCGCAGGAAAGUAAAAUGGACUACAAGCGGCGCUUCUUGCUUGGCGGGUCCAAGCAGAAGGUGCAGCAGCAGCACCAGCAAUAUCCAGCCAUGCCCGAGCUCAGCCGCACCCUCAGCGCCCCUCUGGGGACGUCCUGCUCCGCACCUUCCCCCCUGGCGCCUGUGGGCUCCUCCCCCUCCGGCUGCCACGAUCACUCGGCCUCCGGCGGCACCACGGCCGUUGCUGACAUCCAGCAAGGCAUCUCCAAGUACCUGGAUGCGCUGAACGUCUUCUGCCGCGCCAGCGCCUUCCUGACCGAGCUCUUCGGCAGCGUUUUCCGCAACUCGCGCUACUCCAAAGCAGCCAUGCAACUGAAGGACGUUCAAGAGCAUGUGAUGGAGGCAGCCAGCCGUCUCACGGCGGCCAUAAAGCCUGAGAUCGCCAAGAUGCUGAUGGAGCUCAGUGCCGGCGCUGCAAACUUCAAAGAUCAGAAUGACUUCAGCCUGCAGGACGUAGAGGUGCUGGGCCGCUGUUUCCUGACGGUGAUGCAGGUACAUUUCCAGUUCCUGUCACAGGCGUUGCAGAAGGUGCAGCCAGUGGCGCAGUCGUGUCUGGCCGAAGCGCUGGCUCAGGUACAGGAGCGCUGCAUGGGUGCUCGAGCACAGACCACUGCCCCAGGACCCCUCAGUGAGCUGGAGGAGGCCUCCCGGUCGUGGAAAGGGGCUUCAGAGGCUACAGCACGGCUGCGGGAGAGAGGACGUGAUGGCUGUUUGGCUGGAAUUCAGGUGCAGCAGCUCUUCUGCUCACACAGCCCCUCCCUCCCUGAGCACCAGCUCAAAGAGCUCAACCUGAAGAUCAACAGCGCCCUGCAGGCAUACAGAAGUGCGCUGGACUCCCUGGGACACUGUGAGUACGCACUGAAGGGGGGAUUUUACCUGAAGCCCAAAGCUGCAGAAGCUGCAUUACAGGGUUGCUGUAGCGACGCUGAAGCCCAGCAGGCGGGCAGGAUGCAGACGACCUCUCAGCCACUCCAGUGUGAAUUACCUACGAUCCCUCUGCAGAUUGGCUCACACUUCCUCAAAGGAGUCUCCUUCAACGAGUCUGCAGCCGACAACCUCAAACUCAAAACGCACACCACGCUGCAGCUGAUAAAAGAGGCGUCUGGGCAGAACGGGGUUUCCUCGCGAGACGACUCGCCCGUGACGGAGGUGCUGAACCUCGUGUGCCCCUCCAGCUGGAGAGGAGCCUGCAAGACUGCCGUGCAGCUGCUGUUCGGACAAGCCGGCCUGGUUGUGGUUGACACGGCUCAGAUAGAGAAUAAGGAGGCUUACGCUCCACAGAUUACUCUAGAAGGAUCCAGGGUUGUAGUUCAGGUCCCCUCCACCUGGUGUCUGAAGGAGGACCCGUCCACAAUGUCUCUGCUGCAGCGCAGUCUGGACCCUGAGAAAACCCUCGGCCUUGUGGACGUGCUUUACACGAGUGUCUUCGACCUCAACCGCUGGAAGGAGCGCAAGGAGCAAGCCCUGCCCACCAUCCAGAUCCAGCUUCAGAGAGACACAUCUGACUAUGGCAUCCCCGCCGAGCUCCACCCUGGCAGCAGCACCAAGUCCUCCAGCGGCCUGCCCAAGACUAUCUCCAAACUCACUUCCAAAUUCACCAAGAAGACCUCGUCCAGCUCAAACACAGGCGGCAGCUACUCCAUCCCCAGCACGCCUUCUCGCAGCAUGUUGACCACCAGCGGCGCGGGCAACAGCAGCCAGGACGACAAGCCGAAGACCCUGGGUGACGGCCGGCUGCACAGCCUGCUCCAGAUGAGCACGCCCGGCACCCCUGACCCGGCGCAGCAGGUCGCCAACGGUGCAACACCAGACGAGCAAGGGAUGAACCUGCCCACGGACCAGGAGAUGCAAGAUGUGAUUGACUUUCUGUCAGGAUUUAACAUGGGCAAGUCCCAGCAGGCCUCCCCUCUGGUCAAGAGAAGGAACUCUGUGGCCUCCACCAAUGCAGCUGACCUGAAGACGAGCAGUGCAGUGGCUCCGCCCACCUCCCAGGCCCAGGUUCCACACAGUACCAUCUCAUUGGCUCAAACUUUGCCUCAACCACAGCCACAACCACAGCCCCCUCAACAGCAGCAGCAGCAACCCCAACUCCCCACUACACCCAAACAGCAGCAGCAAACAGCAGUGCCCCCACAGCCCCAGGCCCAACCCCAGCCUUCACCUCAAGCCCUGCAGUACUACCAGCACCUCCUGCAGCCUAUCGGCCAACCCCAGCCUCAGCAACCACCACCGAUCUCCCCCCAGCUGCCCUCACAGCAGCCCCCACCACCCCAGCCUCUGAGUCAGCAGAGGCCUCCCAGCAAGUGGCCUCAGGGCCCACCAGCAGGACUCUCCCCGAUCGGACACAUGACCCAGUGGGGCACGCCCGCCCUCCCGGACCUCAGCUCGGACCUCUACAGCUUGGGGCUGGUCAGCACCUACAUGGACAGCAUGAUGUCCGAGAUGUUGGGACAAAAGGUGCCUCCAGGGCCACGCAACAACACCUGGCCUAACCGAGAUCAAAGUGAGCAGGGAGUGUUCGGAGUGCUAGGGGAUACCAUGCCCUUUGACCCAGCAGUUGGCUCAGAUCCAGAGUUUGCGCGUUAUGUUGCUGGGGUCAACCAGGCCAUGCAGCAGAAGCGGCAGGCUCAGCAUGUCCGUCGCCCUAGCAACGCCCGCAGCAACUGGCCACUCCCUGACGACCAGCACAGAACCUGGUCCCACCCCGAGUACUACAGUGAGGGGGAAGCAGUGAACAGUUCCUGGUCAGCCAAUCAGGGUGACUCUGCCAGCUCCAGUGAUGAGACGUCCUCUGCCAACGGGGACAGCCUGUUCUCCAUGUUCUCCGGCCCUGACCUGGUAGCAGCAGUCAAGCCAAGACGGAAGCACAGCUGUGGUGAGCAGGAAGUGUGUACCCUGCCCUCUCCUCCUCUCCAUCACACCAGCGAUGACAAUAACCAGGAAAGCAAAACUAAGACCUGGCCUCCCAAGGCCCCGUGGCAGCACUCCUCCCACUCGAACACGAUGCCCAAUCCCAGCUCUUCCCUCUAUCAGAUGACCAUCCCUUCCAGCCAAUGGGGAGACUCCAUGCAAAUACUGCAGUCUCCGGUGUGGUCGACGGCCAGCGACUGCUCUCCUUCCAGUGGCCUCUCCUCUGGCUUCCCUUUCUCCCAGCAGCAGCAGCAGCAGCAGCAGCAACAACAGCAGCAGCAGCAACAAGCUUCCCAGCAUAAAGCUCUCAGCAAAGGCUUCAAAAACUUCCCACUAAAACCUGAACACCGGCCCUCGUACCUGCACCAGUACUGAGCCGGACUAGUACUAGCGCAAGCUGCCUUCUGGUUGCUGUUUUAGGUGCAGGGAUUUUGUAACAGAGUGUGUUGUAGUAGUGCAAAGACUAGGGAGUGUGAGCUUUAGAAGAUAGUGUAAGCUGCUCCUGGAACAGCAAUGAAGGGUGAACCGAUCUUCUGUCACUUGUUUUGGCCAUGUCGGAAUGCCGAGGUUCAGGAAUCAGUGUCAGAUUAGUGUCACUAGGGUGCGUUUAAAAGCUGUUCAGCUGUUCAAAAGAAAAACAGACAAAAAACGACACAAAAAAGACAUAAAGAAGUAAAAUGUGGGAUGCUGCAGAGCAAAUAGAUCAAGGGAGCGACCCCCAUCUGCCAAGGAGCCGCGUUAGUUAGUCUGUCUGACUGAAGGGUUCUGCGCUGAUCUGGAAGUCAGACAGGACUAACGCUUGAGGUCGGGUGAGCAUCUCACUGUUCUGCUCUUGGGCCUAGUACAAAACUGUAGCCGAGACGUUCUUCUCGACCUUUAGUCUGACUACCAACCUGUACAUUUUGAUAGUUCUUUAGACGAGUGUGGUUUUUAUAGGCGAAAAUUUGUACUGAACAUUGUGGCUAUUAUUAUUAUCAUCAUAUUGUUUUUGUAUCGGUACCGGAGUUUCCCCCCGGCUUCGACGGAAUCGUUCUGACUGCCAUUCGCGCCAUUCUCUCUAGUGCAUGAUUCAUGCUUCCCAGCAGCUCGCGACUCUAUGCGAGUCUAUGCUGCUGCUUGAGCUUCUGCUCCAAAGCUUGACCGAACACAGAUCUAGAAUUCCACCUGCCAUGUUCCGCUUCUGGAAAAAUGAGGAAAACCAAGGAAUUCUUUUUUUUUUUUUUUUUUUUUUCGUGUGUGUGAGAAAUCCUAGAAUCGGUCUUUAGUUGUAAUUCCAGCUGCGAAAAGCAGGAGACUUGCUACCGUGUUCCUCGACCGUGGAUAAGGUGACCUGCAUGGCUGUUUAACCAAUGUGAGACAGACAGACAGACAGACAGAGAGAGAGAGAGCUGCAGAUGGAGAGAUGAAGAGAUGGAGAGAUGGCGAAGGGCCGGGCUGCCACCCAUGAACUAUACUGUGUUGAAAAAGCUGUAACUGCCAAAUCUCGUGUCAGAUCACUUAGACUACAGCUCCCAGCUACUGUUCCAUAGCUUGUAAAUGACUCAGAAAAAAAUAUAAAUAAAUAUAUAUAUAUAUAUAAAUAUAUAAAUAAUUUACUUCUUUUUAUGAAGAAGCUUUGAGCAGGCUCGGCAGAAAAUAUAAUAAUCAUAGCAGAUGUGUAAUUUGAAAAGAAAUACACUACUUUUUCAACAUCUGACAGUUUAAAACAAAUUAAAAAAACAAAAAAAGUUUAAAAACAUUAGCAGUAAACUACGUGCCAUGUUUAUUAUAUAGCACUUGCAUAUUUUUGUUCUCUUUACUUUUCUCCAACCAAAGCGUUCAUAGGGUGAAUGGUGCUUGAUAUAAGAUAUAACAGAGUCUGGGAGUUCUAGUGACAUUUUAAAGAACGUAUCUAGAUACCCUGCUAUGAAAUGCCCCCCUUUGGGAAAAGUCUACUGUCAAAAUUCAUACUUUUUACUUUUACAUACUUUUAUUUUUCCUUAUUUUUUUUGGAUUGGCUGUUCAUUUCAGAACUACACUAAAACACUAAAAACAAACAUAACAUAUUUCGUUUCUUUGAAAUACAAUAUAUUUCUUGUACAAAUAUUGACAGUAUUAAUCUUAUUUUUGUAUUUUCUUACAUGUUAUACCAUUACUAUAUAUGUUAACAUAAUAUAGGCAUAUUAAGUAAAACAUUAUUUUUCCCAAGAUGUGAAAAGCACAUUUUUCUUUUUCUACAGAGUCAAAAAAAAAAAAAUCUACGUUCUAUCUACAAAAGGUUACCAAAUACGCCAUUACAAACACUAAAAACGUUUCUUAUAAGAUUUGGGGUGUUUGGGUUUUUUUUGUUUGUGUUUUUAUUUUUUGGAGCCCGUUCUUCUUCAGUUUCUAUGGCUGUGGGCUGCAUUUAAACAGCCCAGAAUGUUAACUUUUUUUUUGUGAUGUUUGCGGAUGCCAAUGUUGCCUGUAUUUAUGAUAUGACCAUGUUUUCUGAGAACUAACAUACUUACCAUGUUUACAGAGAAUCGUUUGCUGUAUAUAAAUCUAUAUCUUUUUAUAGUUCUGUGCUUUGCACAAUCAAAAACGUAGGGGUUGUUGCUUUGUCUGUGUUCUCGCCCAAACUGUUGCAGCCUUUUUAAAAAGACCUUGGACUGUAAACAUUAAGUUAGCAUUUUUCAGCUGUGUCAAAAAUCUAAAAAAUGGUUUACUAGUGGCUUCAAAAAUAACGAAAAACAGUUUGAAAUAAUACGACAGAAGACAUUACACUGAUCCAUGAUAUGAAGGGGGAUUGCUUGGCUUAUGUUGCUUAUUGUUCACUAGAGCUGGCAACCGAAACUUUCCAAGUGUACCAGCAAUGCAAAAAAAAUAAAUAAAUAAACGUAUUAGAAAAAUGGA